Messenger RNA from Scylla paramamosain (green mud crab), 6082 nucleotides. RefSeq lists its product as uncharacterized. The record is from RefSeq and is a predicted model, not a curated record. The transcript is spliced from 2 exons. The coding region runs from base 3271 to 4221 and encodes 316 amino acids. NCBI's taxonomy places the organism in Eukaryota, Metazoa, Arthropoda, Malacostraca, Decapoda, Portunidae. Gene Ontology annotation, molecular function: nucleic acid binding. Gene Ontology annotation, biological process: DNA integration.
GAGGGACCAGCAUCUCCUUAGGGGAUGCCGUGCCCCACCACUUACCUGCAUUCUAUCCAAAUGGCCAAUGGCAUGGCAUGUCUUUACUCCCAACACCUCUACCUCCAGGUGUUGGGUUGAGUACUUGUACACUACACUUCUAGGCUGGUAAUUUCCCUGGCAAUGCCAGGGAUACCCCUCCCCCCUGUCACCCCCCCAUGGGGGUCCCAGCAGCAUAGCAGGGUCCCCCAGGGUUGCCUGUUGGCGCGCCCAACCAUGCCUUAAGCUAGGGUACAUCACCCUCAAUGACAUUGCUCCUGCGGUGGCUGGGAUGUGAGUGAGCUGUCCUCCACGGUCAACUGCACCACCUUCCCUAGUUAGAGGUGCUGGCAAGGGCAUGCAGGAGGGGCGUUGUGGCUCUGUCACUGGCUGGGCUGGUUGGGUUGGUCAUCGUUUGUCGUGGUCGAGGUCAUUUGGUGAAGGAUGGCACUCAAUGUCUACAGAGUUUCCCACCUGGGCACCCUUCGGGCUGGUGCACUGUUAAGCGCACAACUCCUGGGUGUGGCAAGAUGGGACACUACACAUUAGUUGUGGCUAGUCAUGAAGAUUGGAGUCAAUCCUGUAGGAAGCACUAACGGAGAUGCUGACAGGAGGCUUCUUGAAAGCGGGGCUCGCUGGGCACACAGUCUCUAUGUACCAGAUACCUUAUGUCUGUCCUGGUCUUGUUGCUAGGUGUUAUUGGUCUCUAUGUCGCCUCCCAAGAGGGUUGUUAUUCCCAGCGCCUGGUCUACUGUGACCCUUAUAAAAAGGGGUCACGAGGAAAGAGCUGGGUCAGCAGUAGCAGUUUUUCAUGUAAACAUGGGUAUCUUGCCCGUGUCUAAUGCCUUCUUGUAGCUCAUGUGCAUGCUCAUGGGCAUGCCCUUGGUCAUCCUCUUUUAGGGAUUUUGGUGAAACUUGCUGUUGCCUUAGACAUAUCGAAAGCUUUUGAUAGAGUCUAGCACAAAGCUUUGAUUUCCAAACCACCCUCCUAUGGCUUCUGUCCUUCUCUCUGUAACUUCAUCUUGAAGUUUCCUUUCUAACUUCUGUUGCUGCUGUGGUAGAUGGUCACUGUUCUUCCCCUAAAUCUAUUUACAGUGGUGUUUCUCAAGGUUCUGUCCUGUCACCCACUCCCUUCCUAUUAUUUGUCAAUGAUCCUCUAAACUAAACUUCUUGUCCUAUCCAUUCCUACACUGAUGAUACCAUCCUCCACUUUUCACUCUUUUCGUAGACAUCCAACCUUUUAGGAAGUAAACAGUUCAUGCAGGAUAACCACAGAAUGCCUAACUUCUGAUCUCUAAAAUUUCUGAUUGAGGCAGAGCAAAUUUCAUAAACUUAAAUGCCUCAAAAAGUCAAUUCCUCCAUCUAUCAACUUAACACAACCUCCCAGAUAACUAUAACUUUUUUUCAAUGACACUCAACUGUUCCCCUCUUCUACACUGAAGAUCUUUAUUCUGUCCUUUACUUGUUAUCUAAACUGGAAACUUCUAUGAAGGUAGGUGUUAUGAGUUGUCUUUACCAGUUUUCUCACCCUUCCCAGCUGCUAACUCUGUACAGGGGCCUUAUCUGUCCAUGUAUGGAGUUUGCUUCACAUGUUUGGGAGAAGAUUGCACUCAUACUAUUAUUUUAGACACAAUGGAAUCAAAAGCUUUUUGUCUUAUCAACUCCUCUCCUCCGUCUUCAGCCUCUUUCUCAUUGCUGCAAUGUCGCAUCUCUUGCUAUCUUCUACUGCUAUUUUCAUAGUAACUACUCUUCUGAUCUUACUAACUGCAUGACUUCCCUCAUCUCACAGCCUCAUUGCACAAGACUCUUCUUUCUCUCACCCCUGUUCUCUCCACCUCUCUAAUGCAAGAGUUAACCAGUAUUCUCAGUAAUUCAUCUCUCUCUCUGCUAAACUCUGGAACUCCCUACCUGCUUCUGUAUUUCCUCCUUCCUAUGAAUUGAACUCUUUCAAGAGGGAGGUUUCAAGACACAUCCUUUAAUUUUUGAUGACUAUUGUUGACUGCUCAGGGACUGGCACCUCAGUGGGCCUUUUUUGUGUAACGCUCCUUUUUAUUAUUUCUGUGUUUCUUUGAGUCUCCCCAAUAAUUGUUUUCUUUUGUAGUUUGCAGUGAAGAGGAGGAUAAUAGCGGUAAUUAAAGGUUUAGUGAUUAUAUGAAAAAGUAUAUUUAUAAGGCGUGUAUUCGUGGGAGUGAUUUAAAAGUCUUGAAACAUUUGUUAUAAAUAGUCUUUACUUAUUUCAACUGUGGUUUUCUCUAAUCAGUGGUAAUACGAAUAAUAGGAUUACAUCAUGUUGCGUCAGCCUACCAGUAACUCAUAAGGUGUCAUUCCCUAGCUUAUAAAAUAUAUUAGUAAUUUAAAAUUCAAUUAUUAACUUCAACUAAUGUCCAGCCUAUAUGCUCACCUUGCUAGCCAAUUAUUCCUGCAUUUUUAUUUAAACUCACGGUUCAGUAAAAUUAUUUGUGAAAGAAGAGAGAGAGAGAACUAGCUAAGGUUCCAAUAACUUCAGAGGCCUGGGGGUGUUGAGGGGGAGAGCACAGAAUGGCGUCUCCCUUCCCUCUGGCAACAGAUAAAAUAGCCGGUGUUGGUCCCACGUGGAGACAGGCCACAGAGUCUUGGGAAAGUGUUAGCCAUGUAAUGUUUCUUUAGUCAAAUAUAGUCUACUGUGAAUGUGUUGUGGGCAAUAUUAUUGCCGUAGAGAAGUGAUGGAUGAAGGCUGUGACGCUAUUUAGGGAUAUAACGGUGCCCAGAAUCAAUGGUACUCUUGAGGAGUUAUAAAAGUAAUUAUUUUCUUGUGUAUUCGUAGUGUUAAGUAACGGAGUAUAAGUGUAUAUGCCAUACCAGAAUUUCAAGUGCCUUUUCUUUUUUUUUCUAGAUUAACCACUCGAUAAAGUGUCAUAGUGGGUCAGUCAACCCAAAGAAUCCCAUCAGUAUUAUUCAUUUAAUUAUUUUUGCUAUUUUUAUAUUUUUCGUUCCUCCUAAUAAAGCCACACUGUAGGUACUGUGUGAUAAUUAACCUCUCCCUACCCUCUGGCCAUGACGAUGAAGGCGAGAACCAUUACCAAUCAAAAAUGUUUUCUUUUUUUCUAUUGUGUGUGCGUGCUUCACCUCUUCUCUCUUCCUCUUCUUUUUUCUUCUUUGCCGUGAAGAUCUUUGCCUCGUCUCAUUAGAGCUCUGAUCGGACCGGUGAGGAGGAGGGAGGAGGGGGGAACCGGAGGAGAGGGGGGGUGGCGUUACACUGGUGGCAGCAGUGGGAUGCGCAGUAGUCUUGGCCAGUCGUAUUGGGAGAGACAGAGUACUGGCAGUUGGGUAAUAUUGGGUCAAGUAAUGUUCAAAGUGUCACUUCUCUACGGCAAUGGUUUUGCUCGCAGCGCGUUCGCAGUGGACUGUGUUUGGCUGGGGGGGCAUUGCAUGGCUGAGCUUUCCCAAUACAUCUCUGACUUUGGCCGGCCACUCUCCAUCCUGUGUGACAAUGCCUUGGAGUUUACGGGACGAGAACUAAGAACCUGGGCUGGUCUUCAUGGGAUAGAACUGCUCUACACCACUCCCUAUCACCCCCAGUCAAACGGACUCAUCGAGAGAAUGCACCGGACCCUGAAGACCGUGCUGUCCCAAAUGUGCAAGGGUUACCCUUUAAGGUGGCCCGCCCUUCUCAGUGAAUGUCAGUCACACAUGAAUCUGGCAGUACAUAGCAGCACGGGGGUCUCUCCAUAUGUAGCAUUCUUCGCAAGACAGCCACCUCGUUUCGUCACGGCGCCUCUCCUGACAGUGCAGUCUGAAGAUAGUGACGUUCAGCAACUUAAGCGCAUGAUUAAAGACGCUAGUGUGAUGUCACAGAGGAGGUACCGUGCAGUGGCGAACAGAAAACGACGUGAUGAAAAGGUCUCAGUUGGGUCCUUGGUGUGGGUGAAAUCAGAAACUCCGUUGCCUGGUACCUCUACCAAAUUGAAUGCUAAGUGGAAAGGACCAUAUCGAGUGAGUGAGGUAAUCAGGGACGGUCAACUGUAUGUAGUGGAGGACCCCUAUUCUGGGAAGUUAGUACAAAGAGCAGCAGAAAAGGUGAAACCGUAUGUGAGCCGGAGUGAAAUUAUUCCGGAGUUGGAGGAGAACUAUUCAGACGGAUGUGUUGAGGAGGAGGAGGAGGAGGAUCAAGACCUCCCUCCCCGCCGCUGUCGACCUCCCAGACAUCUUAUUGAGGAGUGCUAAUGUGAUGCACGAACUCAGGAGUGAGGAGAAGUGAACAGUGUUAUAAUGUAUAGGAUGUGAGGGUUAGGAAUGAAGUGAGUUAAGAGCAGGAAAUCCUCAUCUGUCACAAGUGUUCGAAGGUCAGUGACACUGUCUCAGCCACAAAUAGAGUGGGGCAUUUCGGGAAAGUCGUCCCCAAAUUCUCGUCGUGUCAAAACAGUUCAUACCAGAUGGUAGCUUAUGUGUUUCAGUUCGGGGAAGUGUACCCCAUUCUUGUGGGCUUUAGUUCGAGAAGUGAGGUUUCCAGGGAAUGUCGUACUUGGUUACUUCCUCCUCAAGUUACAGUCAUCACCUCUAACGGGUCCUAAGUUUCCCUUGAGGACGUAUUACCCCAGUCUUCGUUGUAGUAAGAGGAAUGAUUCGUGUGAAUGUUGGCGAAUGUGUCGAAUGCUGCGAAUGUAAUAGAUUAUUCCUUUUCUAUGAGACGGGGAAUAAAGAGAGUGACGGAGUUAGUCAGGUGACUUCUCCAUAGAUUACCCGUAGAGCAGAGGGUGACUGGGGUCCAAGUUCUCUUUUCCUGUAAGUAUUCUGUAUGUGAAAGGUGUUGGUACAAUUUCCUACGGGAAGAAAUGUACGAGUCAGGUGACUCAAGGGUAAGUGGUUGAGUCAUUGUCAGCUGUUUAGUAGACCUUAUGUAUGGAUAGGAUAGGGAAAGUGUAUAGGUAGGAUUUUGCAUGUAUUCUUCACCGUGAGUUUAACUCUGGGAGAAUGGGCGUGUGUAACGCUCCUUUUUAUUAUUUCUGUGUUUCUUUGAGUCUCCCCAAUAAUUGUUUUCUUUUGUAGUUUGCAGUGAAGAGGAGGAUAAUAGCGGUAAUUAAAGGUUUAGUGAUUAUAUGAAAAAGUAUAUUUAUAAGGCGUGUAUUCGUGGGAGUGAUUUAAAAGUCUUGAAACAUUUGUUAUAAAUAGUCUUUACUUAUUUCAACUGUGGUUUUCUCUAAUCAGUGGUAAUACGAAUAAUAGGAUUACAUCAUGUUGCGUCAGCCUACCAGUAACUCAUAAGGUGUCAUUCCCUAGCUUAUAAAAUAUGUUAGUAAUUUAAAAUUCAGUUAUUAACUUCAACUAAUGUCCAGCCUAUAUGCUCACCUUGCUAGCCAAUUAUUCCUGCAUUUUUAUUUAAACUCACGGUUCAGUAAAAUUAUUUGUGAAAGAAGAGAGAGAGAGAACUAGCUAAGGUUCCAAUAACUUCAGAGGCCUGGGGGUGUUGAGGGGGAGAGCACAGAAUGGCGUCUCCCUUCCCUCUGGCAACAGGUGGGUCUCGUAGCUCUGAAAUAUUUGAUUUUUCUUUUAUUUAGAAGUGAAUAUUACUGUGUUCAUGUUUAUUAUUCAUGUCUCUAGUGAAGAUAUAGUGACUGUACGUGUUGACAGAAUGGCGUCUCCCUUCCCUCUGGCAACAGAUAAAAUAGCCGGUGUUGGUCCCACGUGGAGACAGGCCACAGAGUCUUGGGAAAGUGUUAGCCAUGUAAUGUUUCUUUAGUCAAAUAUAGUCUACUGUGAAUGUGUUGUGGGCAAUAUUAUUGCCGUAGAGAAGUGAUGGAUGAAGGCUGUGACGCUAUUUAGGGAUAUAACGGUGCCCAGAAUCAAUGGUACUCUUGAGGAGUUAUAAAAGUAAUUAUUUUCUUGUGUAUUCGUAGUGUUAAGUAACGGAGUAUAAGUGUAUAUGCCAUACCAGAAUUUCAAGUGCCUUUUCUUUUUUUUUCUAGAUUAACCACUCGAUAAAGUGUCAUAGUGGGUCAGUCAACCCAAAGAAUCCCAUCAGUAUUAUUCAUUUAAUUAUUUUUGCUAUUUUUAUAUUUUUCGUUCCUCCUAAUAAAGCCACACUGUA